CUCGCAAGUGUCGUGUGUCGUCAAAGUUCUGCUGCAUGUGAAUGAGAUAAAAUCAAGGGACUUCCAACGAUGUGGGGAUUUCUUCCGGCGGUAACUCUUUUGAUCGGAGUGAUCCUCGCGGGUUGCGAAAUCGUCACCCUGUCAGAAGGCGAAACAGAUGCGUCGAUCGAAGAUCGACUAUCGGACGACUCCAAAACGUGGAAGGAACCCCUCGUGAUGAGGGAAGAGGAGCGAAUCGAUCUCCGAACAGACGCAACAGACGAACAGAAAAACGUGUACCUGGGACAUCCCGAGGAUCGGAGGAUAGAUUUCGAUUCGGAUUCAAGGGGCGUUUCCAACAGGAGAGAUAAUGUGGACUCGUGGCUCGCUUUGGCUGCGAAAAGUAAAGAGCUUCGAAACCUUCCAUCUUCCCAAAGAAGAAGGAAGAAGAAGAAGAAAAUGACUGCAACAACGACUCCGUGGAUUUAUCGAUGGGGAAAUAAAAGAAGAGGAAGCGCGGACGGAAUGGGUUCCGGUAUUCGCAUGUUCCGCUUGCCAUUCAAUAGUUGGGGCGGUAAACGAGGACCGAUGACUUUUUCAGCAUUGCAAGACAAUUUGUUCGAUCGAUACGGUAGAGACUUCUCCGUGGAUGGAAACGGCGUUAAAAAGAAGGCGGAGGAUAUCGAACGAGACAGAGGGAAGCUUCCGUUUAACAGUUGGGGAGGAAAAAGAUCGGAACGGCAAAACGAUCGACAACAAUUUCUAACGUAUUUGAAAGAACGCAUGUACACGCCUGUACUUGACGUUUACAAAGUGCAUGAAACCACCAAGGGAAAAAAUAAUGGAAAGAACGAUGACAAAGAAAAUAAUUUCAUCUAUCGAAUUUCGGGUCACCUUUACAACGAAACCAACCAAGAUGAUUCGUCAGACGUUGACGGACGGCCGAUAGUCGAAAAAAGAAUGAAUCUUCGCGAAAUAUGUAAGAAACCUGAAUACGUUUCAUGGGCCGGAAAAAGGAGUAUCAAACUGAAUGGCAUUCGCUUCGACAACACUGUUGCGAUCCCAGCAGACACUGAGAAGGGCAAGACUUUAUUAUGUUGUUUUCCUUUCGAAGGAACGAAAUAAUCCAGAAUAUCGUUUUGUCGAACCUUUUCAUUUUUAAAUAAAUCGAUAUGAAAUUAGCAAAACAAUCUAA
Megachile rotundata (alfalfa leafcutting bee) is the source of this 1174-nucleotide messenger RNA. RefSeq lists its product as uncharacterized. The record is from RefSeq and is a predicted model, not a curated record. NCBI's taxonomy places the organism in Eukaryota, Metazoa, Arthropoda, Insecta, Hymenoptera, Megachilidae.